CGCCCUCGUGUGGUACGAAACCCAUUUUCCUUCGGAUCUUUCUGCUGAUGCAGCGUUCGACCUAUGCCGUUUGAGAAAUAACAUCGGCCGAGAAGAAUGGCAUUUCGAAAUCCAAAUGGUCCACCGCCAGGCACAGUAGGUUAUGGGAUGCUGCCAUAUCAUCAGCAGAUGUAUAUGCCAGGUAACAUGAAUAUGGGUUUACCUGGCCAGCAACAGCAACCCAGGCCGGGCGGCGGGCAGUACAUCCAACAGAGGGCGCCCUUCCCUGGUAUGACGCCCCAGAGAUAUCCCAUCAUGCAACAGGGCCUGGCCGCGCAGCAAGGAGGGUUUCAACCGCAGAUGUUCCCCAGUCAGGCGCUGCCUCAGCAGCAGCAGGGUGUGAACAUGCAGCAGCAAAUGCCAUAUCAGCAGCAACAGCAGCAGCAGCAGCAGCAGCAGCAGAUGUUUGCAGGUCAACCGCAACCGAUGGCAUCUCACAUGCAACAGCAGUUGCCUCGUCAUCCAAGUCGUCACGCACAAGCGGCAGGCAAACACCAGAUGACCGAGGAACAAGCGAAGAAGGAGCGCUACUUCCAGGAGCAGCAGCGGAAGCUGAAGCAGUUUGGCAGAGUGGGCGGCAAGGCGGCGUCCGUCGAUUCCCUCAACAUCAACCUGGAGGAGAUGUUUGGGAAAGGGGGCGGCGGGAAGGGAGGCGGGGCUGGAAAAGAGGCGGGGAGAAGCAAGCAAGGAGGCGGGGUUGAAGGUGGAGGUCAACCCCUGAAGACUGACACAGCGGAGGACGAUGGAUUUGGAGACUUCCUCCAAGGCCCGACACCCCCGGCCAACACCCCACAGACACCUGAGGCUGGCCCCCUGGGACUGCCAGGCCAGACACAACCACCAGCCAAGGAUGACGGCUUCAGUGAAUUCCAGCAAGGAGAGAGAAAGGAGACAGGGAAUAUCGCUAAACCCAAGCUGCUGAAACAAGACAAGAAAGUUCCGUCCUUGGAGAGUAUGAUGCUAGACUCAGCAGACCUGACCGCACCGAGCAAAUCAACCAAAGCAUUCCAUCAGAAGAAGAAACUACGGGAGGCGGAGCCUGCAACCCAAGCCCACCGCCAACAGACGUUCAGCAAAGGCAAAGCCUGGUCCAGCGCAGAGAAUGUCACGUCGCUCUUCACCAUGCCGGAAACCCCCGCACAGAGUGGAGGUGGCCAGGCUGAGCAUGUGCAGGGGUUGAAGGCGGGCAGUUCCAUUAUGGCUGCACAGGGUGGAGAAGGGAAGGGUGUGCCUGCUUGGUGCACGAAUGAGGCUAGCCUCCCUCUACUCUACCGCCAAGUCCUAGAGGCUUCACUCAGAGACGACAGGAUAGAAACCCACCUGCUCUACCCCAUCCUGAUGCUGUCUGGACUGGACAAGCCGAUGCUUGGACACAUCUGGGGAUUAGCCAAUCAGACCAUUCCUGGACAACUGACCCGUCUGGAGUUGUACAUAGCACUGGGCCUCAUUGCUCUUGUACAGAAUGGACAGCAACCCUCCAUUGAGGCGCUACACCACUUCAGAGAAGCACCUGUCCCUGUAAUAACACCCAAGACACAGUCAGGGCCCCAGACCAACCAACAGUCUCUUCUCCAGCCGUCAAACCAACCACCAGCAUCUGGCGUCGGGGAGGAAGACUUUGCUCCAUUCCAGGAAGCACAGCGGAUCAAGCCAGGCAAAUCAAAUGCCCCGGGUCAUCAGCCCGAUCAUGACCAUUCCCGGAGCAAACCAGACUUCGGUUCCCCUCUCUUCUCGGACAAACGCAAACUGGCUGAUGACGAUUUGCGACGAGAGGAACUCAGCAUGGACUCAACUCUAAAGUUCCCAAAAGAAGAGGAGAACUGCUAUAUCUUUGCGGGCUCCCCCGCGGACUCCUCCAGUGGUAGGAGCUCCCCGCUGGUCUGGGACCCCAACUCCAUUUAUGAUAAGCUCACAUGUCGCUCGCAGGAGUCUGUCUCCUCGGGGUCCAUGUCAGAUCGCACACCGGGUGAAGAAGAAGAAGAUGAUGAUGAAGAAGAUGAUUUCCAUGACUUCAAGUCAGCUCCUAAGCCGGCCAAGACCCCCAACCUCCUCCCCUCCUUCCCGUCCAUCGCUCCCCCGAAAGGCACCAGCGCCAGCACACUGUCCUCAGCUGGCUCUGCCGCGGCAAAACAGAGCAAGUUUGCAUCGUCUGGCAUGCACUCGUUCGACUCCCUAAGCCAAAGAAAGGCGGCUCCUCACUCCCACGAGGACCAGCAGAAGAUUGACCUCUUCCACAUGGACUUUGAGAAGGUCUUCCCGAAGGUUGGGAGGAAGACGGCCACCGCGGAUGACUUCGGGAGCUUCCAGACGGGACCCAUCGGCAUGGGUGGAGCAGGGAAGGCUAAAGAAGACGACGAGUUUGGCGACUUUGCUCAUUUCAAGCACUCAGCAUCUGAGUCUGAUUUGAUGGGGAUGCAACCCACUGAAGGUGACAAGUACGCAGCGUUUCGGGAACUCACUGGCCCCAUGCCACAGAUCCCAGACACUCAGACAACUGUGUCAGGGGACGAUUUUGAUGAUUUCAAGCAGGCAGAACCCCCGAAGGACACACCGUCUGUUGCUGCUCAAGUCCCCUCCUCAGACUCCCUGACAGACUUUAGAGAAGCCACCCAGCCUAUGCCAGGAUUCAAGGCCAACUUUGAGGAUACUCAUCCCUCCGCACGACCCACCCCUCCCACCUCAGUCUUUGAACCCUCCCCGGCACUCCCCACAAUCAAUCUGAGUUCCAGCUUACCCGAGUCUGACGGCUUUGCCGAUUUCCAACAGGCCAUGCCGUUGCCCCCUAGCUCCUCCAACCAACGCGCUGAUGUCUUCAGUCUCAAGGCUGACUCGGCAAGCACAAGCUCCUCUGAGGAUAAGUACAGCAUCUUCAGAGCUCUAGGAGGUGCUGACGAUCGGGAACCACCCGAGGAUGAUUUUGGCAACUUCCAGACCAACCCUCCUCCCCAAGUCAUGGACUCGCUCUCCGUUGCUCCGUUUGGCAACAAACCAGAUGAUGAAAACGGUGGGAACAUGAAGAAACCGGUCUCCGCCAGUGAUCUGUAUGGCAUGGAGUUCGAUGCUCUAGGUUCAAUCAACAACGGCUCCGUUGCCAUGUUGAAUCUAGAAGAUGCUGGAGAAAACGAACCCAGCGAUGAGAUUGAGAACACGCCCACGGAGCCUCAACUCCCCGCACACACCAACGCAUUCCAGUCGUCGCAGAACAGUAAACUCUCCAAGCUAGAGUCUAUCGACAGGCUUGACCUGAAGACCUUUGACCUCGAUUUGACCUUGGGGAGGUCGGUAGAGAUGGACAGCAAAGGUAGAGGGGAUUCCUUUGGUGAGUUCAGCAGUGCUCCAGCAGAUAUGACCAGUCCAGUUGAGAAUGUCAACCAGACCAUCCAGCAAGAUCCCCCCACCCCAUCAGGUUCUAUCGUACCCUACCAGGCCAUAUCCUCGGUCCCUCUGGUCCCCGCUGGAUCAAGUCUGAUUGGAGACAGAUACGCUGAAGUGGUCGGCAACGUUGAUGAUGAGAAUCGCCAUGCCAACGAGUGGCAGCGUUGCCUGGAGAAAUGCCACGAAGCUGUCAAGAAAGCCAACAAUAUCUUCAACGACAUCAGCAGUUCCUCCAUCUGCAACGAAGUCAUCAAGUCAUCCGAAGGAGCAGAAUAUCUCACGGCCGUGAUUGAAAUCUACCGUGUCGCUUGUCGGAUACUGACCUCCAUGAAUGCGAUGGGCGUUGACUCCACUGAUCUACAGAGGCUUCAGAAGGACAUCGAGCUGGUUUGGACCAACCUGUCUGCAUUCCUAGCAUCAAGUCCACUCAUGCCCGCAGCAGGAUCUUUCGUCUUCAAGACGGCCAUCCUGCGACCAGAGCCCACCAACACAGACCGUGCCUGCGGGGUGUGUCUCCUAAACGUGGACUCUCGCAGUAAAGCGUUCGACCGCUCCAAGGACAGCCACAAGCUGGUCUACGGCGGCAGGCAGUACCACGCCACCUGCGCCAACCUCUGGGUCAACAUGGUAGAUUCCAUCCUGCCAGCUCUCCCACUCAACAGAUUGUUAUGAGGGUCGAACCACUCUGUGAAAUAGGGGAGGUCUCGGUGUACAACUCUGGCUUGCCAAAAUGUUGCAAAAUUUAUAGUGAAAUUGCUAAAUUUGUUCAAACAUUUUUCUUGGCAGUGCAUUUUCAUGUUCCCUCUGGAUGGACAUGGUAGAUUCCAUCCUGCAGGCUCUCCAACUCAUCAGAUUGUUGUGAGGGUCAAAACCAAUCUGUGAAAUAGGGGAGGUCUCGCUGGACAACUCUGCGGCUUGCCAUUGUUUCAAAUUUUAUAGUGAAAUUGCCAAAUUUUCCAAACGUUUUUUUUGUGCAUUGCAUUUUCAUGCACCUUCCAUGUCAACAUGGUAGAUUCCAUCCUGCAGGCUCUCCCACUCAACAGAUUGUUAUGAGGAUCGAACCACUUUGUGAAAUAGGGGUGGACAAUUAUGUGGCUUGCCAGUGUCGCAAAAAUGUAAUGUGAAAUUGCCAAAUGUUCCAAAUUUACUUCCUGCGCAGCGCAUUUUCAUGUGCAAACUUAUUAAAAAAAAAAAAAAACCUGAGGGCAUUUUUUGUACCUCAAAGUGUAUCAAGUCUUGAAAAUAUAAUAUUUAGGUCACAUUUAAUCACAUUUUGCAGUUGCAGCUAACCAUUUUCGUUUUAUCUUCAAAUAACUUUAAAAUAUUUGCAAUAUACCAUUCCAAAGUUGAUCUUGUUAAACACAUCAGCAGUACUAUACGAUACUGUAGUUUUAUGUAUUACUUAGAGGCUGUAUAACUUUGUAUUUGUUAUUGGACAUAUUUCAUUUCAUGAAUGAAAACAGAGAUUUGUUAAUAACUAUUUUAGGUUUAGAUGAGGGUUCGUUUAGGAAUGUUGCAUAGUCACAAAAAAUGCAGCAACCAGAGAAAUUCUCAAGAUUCUCAAGUAAUCUGGCUUGGUUGAACACAGAAAAGUGGGAUUCAGUCAAUGAAUUCUCCCAAAAUCAUGUUAUUCUUUUUGAAAUAUUUUUAAGUGCAAAUAUAUUUUUUUUCCCCGACCCUAAUGACUCCUUUACCAAAAUCAUGUCAGGUUAAGAUGUCGGAUAUCAACUUGUUCAAAUAUGUUGUAUAUUCAGCCUCUAAAAAAAUCACAACUACUACUAGAAAUUUUUUUUGAAAAGUUUAACAAUUUGGUAAGCAUAACUUGUCUGUAUAAUUCAUAGUAUCUGUACUUUUGUCGUUGUAAGACUUUGUGUUAUGUCACUGUUGUCACAGUAGAUUGAUCAUUAGGUUCUGAACAUUGUGGACCCUGGGUCACACUGUGUGUUCCAUCCGCCCGAGUCGUGUGCACAAGGGAUUCUAUAAAUUGGGGUCCAUCUUUUUUCCCCGUCCCUGUUACUUCUGACAUCUAUGAUUUUAUAAUUCUGAUGCAAUCCUUAAAGGGGCACUACAGCCCGAGAUCCCCAAAAGAUUCAUGUUUUGGAUUGUUUACUUAUCCUAUUUCAAAAGUCUGGUUGAAAGGAAACUAACCUAAUGUCUUGUCGAGAAAAGACGAAAGACCCGGGUUGUUUACAUUGGACGCAGCGGACAUUUUGUGGCAUACGCAUACAGAUGUCAAGCCGUCUCUAUUCAAUAUACUGUACACGUUGUGUGCAUCACAUAAUACACACAGCACCAAUAACAUCCAUUUUGUUUGUAACACGUCCGCUGAGUGCAAACCACUGUGCGGCAGGAUUCACAACUAGCACUCAACAGCUCGAUGUUUCGUAGUCAAAGUUGUGACCCCUGAAAUUCGUUCUUGCAUAGUUCUUGCAAGAAUAACACAAAAUCGCCCAGUUUUUAAAUCGUGGUUGUGUGGACGUUUAUAUCCUACUUUUAAGUGCUCUUUCCAAAUAAUAUUAUUUCAUUUCAAACGCGUUGUGUAGCCCAAUUGGGCGCCUUCCAAUGACAAAUGACAAAGUACCAAGGUAACAGGGACAGGAAAAAUGUCGCACUUUUGGCCCUAAAUUUAUAGAAUGCCCCACAUUUGCACAUGUUGUACUGUAAUGAAUGCGUGUUGGAUAUCAAUGGCAGCUGUGUCUGGUCAAUUAAUACACCACGGGGAGGGGGUAUUGGAUCUGAGUCACAACUGCAGGUGUCACAAAGAGACAGUUUAUUUUAGAAAGAUGGAUACUUUUUGUGUAGACAGAACUGUAAAAAAUUAUGAUUGAAUUAAGUACUGUGUGUUUAUGUGCAAUAGUAGAUAAAAUGUGUAUAUAAUGCUUGAGAAAAAAGCAGUACUCAAUUUGUUGUAUUUUAGCAAAAACAUGUAUGGAAAUGAAUGCAAAAUUGUGACGCAGUGAAAUAAAAGUUGGUCAUCUCCAUUGCAUAUAGGAAAACAAAA
This is a messenger RNA of Patiria miniata (bat star), 6415 nucleotides long. RefSeq names its product synergin gamma-like. The record is from RefSeq and is a predicted model, not a curated record. Bases 97 to 4086 code for a protein of 1329 amino acids. NCBI's taxonomy places the organism in Eukaryota, Metazoa, Echinodermata, Asteroidea, Valvatida, Asterinidae. Gene Ontology annotation, cellular component: clathrin coat of trans-Golgi network vesicle. The transcript has 18 exons. Gene Ontology annotation, molecular function: protein binding.